AUGGCAACGACAAGGAAGGCUCGCAGGGCGGUGCGGCCAGUGGCCGCAGUUGGCGGCGGGGGAUCCGGCGAGAAUGACGCGGAUGGGAGCGCGACGCGGAAGAAGGACGAGAGCAUUCAGCUGUACAGCCGCAUUGAGAGCCUGAUCUCAGAGUCUGCUCGGCAGUCCCAGGGCGCUGACGGGGCAGGGCAGUGGGAGGAGGUGGAGGGAGCAUGGGUGUUGCGGCCGCCGGCCCCCCUGCAGGCGACAGCAGUGGUGCACUUCGUGGGGGGAGUGUUUGUGGGCGCGUCCCCUCAGCUCACCUACCGCCUCUUCCUCUCCACGCUCGCACAGAGGGGGCUGAUGGUGGUAGCAACGCCAUACGCCAGCGGCUUCGACCAUUUGAGGAUCGCCGACGAGGCGCAGUUCAGAUUCGACCGCUGCAUGCGCUCGCUCUCCCUUAAAGCCCAGCCGCCCCAUGACCCCAUGGACCUGCCAGUGUACGGCGUGGGGCACUCCAUGGGCGCCCUCGUGCAUCUCCUCAUUGGUGCUCGCUACGCUGUGGAGAGAGCAGGAAACGUCUUUAUUUCCUUCAACAACAAGGAAGCGAGUGCGGCGAUACCCUUGUUCUCACCGGUCAUCAUGCCCAUGGCGCAGAGCCUGGGUCCCAUCCUCACGCAGCUGCUCGACAACCCCACCCUCAAACUCGGGGCUGACGUGGCAGUGAAGCAGCUGAGGGAUCUGAACGCACCAAUGGUGGCGCAGCUGCUGCCGCUGUUGGAGCAGCUCCCCCCUCUCUACCGCGACCUCUCUGACGGCCGCGACCAGUUCACACCUGCACCAGCUGAGACCCGCCGCCUGGCCCAGACAUACUACGGGGUGCGGCGCAACCUGCUGGUGCGCUUCAAGGAUGACACCAUCGAUGAGACUGCUGACCUGGCGGACACGCUGGCAGCGGGCAGCGCUGUGUCAGCAUGCCUGGACCUCGCCAUGCGGACACUGCCAGGCGACCAUGUGCGCCCACUGCGCCAGGUGGUGCCCGAAAUUCCGCAGACUGUCGCUGAUGUGGUCUCGCGAGGCUGCUCCCUGCUCGCCUCCAUGACAGCUGGCACGCCGCUCGCUGACCUGGCGCGCGGCGUCAGCGACACGCUGACGGGGGCGGCGGGGCUGGGGGGCGAGGGGGAGGGCGGCGGAGGGGGGUUGGGGGGGAUGCAGCGCGAUGUGAGGGAGGACAUGGAACAGCUGGUGGAUGAGCUCGCGCCCUUCCUGGGUGCGCUGACCCGGCCAUCCACCGAGUCACCUCGGUUGCUGCCACGGAUAUGA
Closterium sp. Yama58-4 is the source of this 1302-nucleotide messenger RNA. NCBI's taxonomy places the organism in Eukaryota, Viridiplantae, Streptophyta, Zygnematophyceae, Desmidiales, Closteriaceae. The record is from the annotation of a GenBank genome assembly.